ACGGUGUGAGCGCGUCAUUGGCCAAUCAGCAGCCUGAUGCCGACUGGCUGUGUAUGUUUCAGGGUGGCGCUGGGUAGUUCAUUUCUCCAGAGGGGAGUACAGUGUUGUUAUUCAAGAUGCAGUUCAUGCUUCUGUUUAGUCGACAAGGCAAGCUCAGGCUCCAGAAGUGGUACGUGCCUCUGUCUGAUAGGGAGAAAAAGAAGAUCACCAGAGAGCUGGUGCAGACGGUCCUGGCUCGAAAGCCCAAAAUGUGCAGCUUUCUGGAGUGGAGAGACCUCAAGAUUGUAUAUAAGAGAUACGCCAGCCUGUACUUCUGCUGUGCCAUCGAGGACCAGGACAACGAGCUGAUCACACUGGAGAUCAUCCACAGAUAUGUGGAGCUGCUGGACAAAUACUUUGGCAGUGUUUGUGAGCUGGACAUUAUUUUCAACUUUGAGAAGGCCUACUUCAUUCUGGAUGAGUUCUUGCUGGGGGGGGAGGCUCAGGAGACCUCCAAAAAGAACGUGUUGAAGGCCAUUGAGCAGGCGGACCUGCUACAGGAGAAUCUAGACUUUCAGAUGCGCCUGUUUGCAGGUGUGAUGGUCCCAAAUAUGGUCUCUGAGUCUUCUGGUCUUUUCCAGAAUUAGGCCUGCCGAGCCCCGUCAUGAGUUCUUUAAUGUGCCUGUGUACUGAUGGGCUGCCCUCGCUGCUGCUGCUGCUGCUGCUGCUGCUGCUGCUGCUGUCCAGCCUGCAUGCUGAGCUCCUCAGUGCCUGGCACCUUUCUUUCUGCCCUCUGAGCACCUGCCAUUGUCAUUGGUUUGGGAGGGUGUAACAAUAUUCUCAGCGUACCAUUUAAUUCCAUACGUGACAGUCAUGAUACAACAUUGUCAGAAUAACAGGGAUAAUAAAUUCUACAACCACAGUGAAUGAUGGAAACAUUUAGACUACAUUAGACCUUUGGUUUGCUGAUCGUAGUCCUGUUACACAUCCAAUUAAAUGGACUUACUCAUCAGUAUGUUUAUUGAUAACUUGUAAUAUAUUUUGUGGUGACGUAUUGUUACAUGCCUGUCAAUCUGACAUGUGUUAUUGGUUUCAUUGCACGAGUUGAACACCUCAAAAGCAAGUUUGCAUCAUGUGCCAUCAUGACCCAAAAGUUUCCAGUCCACUCAUAGAUUUUCCUUUCGGAGCCCAACCCUCCUGUUGUCCUCGGGUCAAAUUAGACCCGUCUCACAAAAACUUCCUAUAUCAGAACUAUGACAUAAGAACAAUAAAUAUAGUGACAAAUGUUGGAAAAGUGUCAAAACACGUAGGAAAAAGCAACAAAAAACACGUAGGAAAAAGCAACAAAAACUUGUAUUAAAAAUUUACAAAGAAAAAUUUAAAAGCCUAAAAAUGUGAAUGAAAUCAACAAGAAUAGUGUAGAAAACCAAUAACAAAAUGUUGGAAUUUCAACCCAGAAAAACAAAGUUGCAUGGUCGACGGAAGACGACACGAGGGUUAAAGUGGGCUGUGUGAUGAGUUUUUGUUGUUGUUUUGUUUUGUUUUUUUGGUUUUGUAUUUGUCUAUUAGUUUUUUUUAACCUGUUUCCAAGGUGAAGAAUGAACUUUCAACCUCAACAAAACUGUCCAAUUGUUCUUUUGACUUCUUUAAAACGAGUUGAGUUGAGCUGCUGUAAAAUCCGACCAGUACUGGAUGAGGAUGGCACCUGAUUCCAAACGUUUGGUUUUAGACUGGUUUUUUGGCCUACCGGUCACAUUUAUCACAUUUAUCACAUUUAUCACAUUUAUUACAUUUAUUACAUUUACUUCACCGUGUUGUCAGACACAAAUUACACAGGAUGAUUCACGUCAACAUGAUUUCUUCACAAACUCCCUACUUUUUAUGUUCCUCUUUGCUAUUGGCACUGAAACACGGUGAGGAAAGCCUGCCCCCUGUUGUGCACUGAUGUGUCUGACGGCGUUGAAGUACACACAACAUCUUCACGCCAUGAGUAUUUAAACACACUCGUGAAAAGAAAUGCUUUAAGAUCACAAAAUAUGAUCAUCUCAUUUCUGCUGUUACUUCAACACAGAUUCAAGGCUCAUCACCUUCACACUUGAGUGUUUAAAGGUGUUCAUCCAAUCACUUUAUAUUUCAUAUUUUUUUAUUGUUUCCCUCGUUGGUCUUGUUUCUUUGUCAUGUCUCUCGUGGAUGUUUCCGGGGAUCACAUUUGGGUGUUUAUUUUCUCACUUCAAAUCAUCUAUAUUUUAAUUUUAGGUAUUGUCCUUGCUGGGAUUUCCAGGAGUUGUUAUCAUUUUUUUAAUCAGAACAAACCCUAGUCCAGACUAUAGCACACACUAGAAUACCUAAUGGCUUUUAAAACUAUUUAAAUGUGAUUUUAUUUUAUUUUUUUAAACUUUUUAAAUUAUUAAUAGACCCUAACUAUUUUCUAUUUAAAUACAAAAGCAAAACACCCACUCUCAAGGUAAGUGGUAUAAGUGGGUAUUGAGAAAUACUUUGUCUUUGCACUGAUUAACUAAAGGCUCUUCUGGCGUUCUACAAUCUUUCAUAAAUGCACACUGACAAAGCACCUACGAUGUUUUGUAUGAUCUGUCAUGAUGAUAAUGAUAAUGAGAUAAUGAUAUGAUCAUUUGAGGGAUCUUUAUCAAUGUAUAUAAUAGAUCCUUAAUAAAUUGUUUGUGAUUCUUUGUCAGUUAA
Etheostoma spectabile (orangethroat darter) is the source of this 2676-nucleotide messenger RNA. Its product is annotated as AP-1 complex subunit sigma-2. Gene Ontology annotation, cellular component: membrane coat; AP-1 adaptor complex. Lineage: Eukaryota; Metazoa; Chordata; Actinopteri; Perciformes; Percidae. The coding region runs from base 117 to 626 and encodes 169 amino acids. Gene Ontology annotation, molecular function: clathrin-cargo adaptor activity. The transcript is spliced from 7 exons. Gene Ontology annotation, biological process: vesicle-mediated transport; intracellular protein transport. The record is from RefSeq and is a predicted model, not a curated record.